GGUCGUCUAAUUUCAGACGCUGUAACUCUGACACAGUUAAGCUUUGAAACACAUAGAUAACAUCCUAUAGUUUAUUCUUGAUAUAUUAUAAUACAGUUAUAAUACAGCAGUGCAGAUAAUAUCUCAUCAUCAGAUGUUGGUAUAAAGCCAGGAAUCACUGUUUACAGUAAUAUCAAUGAAUUAUUUUAAAAUAGAUUAAGUCGUCAGCGCGGGGUCUUCUGACAGCAUUAUACAAAUACACAAACAAACACACACACACAUGCUGUGUCGAGCUGUUCCUCAACACACAGUGAACCCUGGAUAGGUGUCUUCAGAAAUGCCCCGGAGCAGCAGUUAUUUGGGCUGUGCUGAGGGUAAAUAUCAGACCCCUCCUGCCUCUGAGCUCCAGAGAUUACUGUGGCUUAAACCAGGAACCAGCAGUCGCAUGGAUGAGGUCAGGCCUGGAAUCUACAUUGGAGACAUGUAUGCGGCGAAGGACAAACAUAUGCUACAAGCUCUUCAAAUCACACACGUGCUGAAUGCAGCUCACGGGAAGUUCAAUGUAGAUACAGGGGUCAGUUACUACAGAGACACAAAUAUCAAAUAUCACGGGGUGGAGGCGUUCGAUAUGCCUUCCUUUGACAUCAGCCCUUUCUUCUACUCUGCUGCAAAGUUUAUUAAGAGUGCCAUGAGCACCCCUGGAGGUAAGGUGCUUGUACACUGCGCGAUGGGUUUGAGUCGCUCAUCGACGCUGGUAUUAGCGUAUCUGAUGAUUUAUGAAGACAUGACGCUGGUGGAAGCCAUCAAAGCAGUGACUGAACACAGAAACAUCUGUCCAAACUCUGGAUUCAUGGAGCAACUGAGAGUACUGGACCAAAAACUCAUCAGUUAACACUUUAACAUCACCAGUUAAACAGACGUUACUUAGAUGUCAUAACAAAAAAUAGGCUAAAAUAACCUUAAACGCAUAUCAUAUACAGCAACAUUUCGCAGGGGCCCACAGCGGGGCCGCAACACAUGAUCUCAGGUUACUCAACUGUUUUGUCCUAUUUUCUUACCAUUGUCACUUCGGUUUAUGGUUAGAUUUACAUAAAAUGACAUCCUUACCCAAUCCCAACUCUAACCCCAACGCCAGGCAACAAUUGUUUAAAGUUUAGAAAAUAUAAAAGAAUAAAGCAGAAAAAAAUUGUAUAAACCAAUACUUAAAGUGACAUACUAACCCAAACACCAAAUCUAACCCUAAACCGAAGCGACAAUGGUUUAAAAAUAGGAAAAAGCAGUUGAGUAUCCAUAUUGUGAGAAUGCCACGGAAAAAUGCGGAGAUCCGUGAGAAUGCCACGGAAAAAUUUGCAAAAAAUUCCGUGACUAUCCCACGGAACUUUGUGGGAUCAGGUUGUUCCAAGGAGGCCUGUCCAGGACUUAAAAUGAUUAAAAAUAAGAAAAAACAAGCAUUAAUAAACUAACACAACCAAAAACCAAUGUGACAAAUAUACAUCUGUCUAUUCAUGUCAAGUAGGGCUGCAAGAUAAAUCGCAAAUGUUGAGAACCAGUAUUACAUUUGAAUAUAAGGAAACAUAAGCGAAAGAGAUUUUAUGACUGUUUUAAUUUAAAUCAAAGACCAAGAGAUGUAUCUACAGUAAUGUCUGUUGUCACAUAUAUUUAUUGUUUUGUGUUUCAUGUUAAAAAUAUAUUUUUCUGUAUAAAAGAACCAAUAAAAAUGUGAUGAUUUAAAAAAAAUGAUGCU
Molecule: messenger RNA, 1723 nt
Organism: Paramisgurnus dabryanus
Lineage: Eukaryota; Metazoa; Chordata; Actinopteri; Cypriniformes; Cobitidae
Product: dual specificity protein phosphatase 13B-like
Biological process (GO): protein dephosphorylation; negative regulation of MAPK cascade
Cellular component (GO): cytoplasm
Molecular function (GO): protein tyrosine/serine/threonine phosphatase activity; MAP kinase phosphatase activity
Source: RefSeq, a predicted model, not a curated record